ACACAUAGAGAACUGGCGAGGUCUGCACACGCUGAAUGCCGUGGACAUGGAGCUCUACACCGGCCUCCAAAAGCUGACCAUCAAGAACUCAGGACUUCGGAGCAUCCAGCCCAGAGCCUUUGCCAAGAACCCCCACUUGCGCUAUAUAAACCUGUCGAGUAACCGGCUCACCACACUCUCAUGGCAGCUUUUCCAGAGGCUGAGUCUUCGGGAAUUGAGAUUGGAGCAGAACUUCUUCAACUGCAGCUGUGACAUCCGCUGGAUGCAGCUGUGGCAGGAGCAGGGGGAAGCCAAGCUCAACAGCCAACACCUCUACUGUAUCAGUGCCGACGGCUCCCAACUGCCCCUGUUCCGCAUGAACAUCAGCCAGUGUGACCUUCCCGAGAUCAGCGUGAGCCACGUGAACCUGACCGUUCGAGAGGGUGACAACGCUGUCAUCACGUGCAAUGGCUCUGGAUCACCUCUGCCCGAUGUAGACUGGAUAGUCACUGGACUGCAGUCCAUCAACACCCACCAGACAAAUCUGAACUGGACCAACGUACAUGCCAUCAACCUGACCCUGGUCAAUGUGACAAGCGAGGACAACGGCUUCACCCUGACGUGCAUUGCGGAGAACGUGGUGGGCAUGAGCAAUGCCAGUGUGGCCCUCACCGUGCAUUACCCUCCGCGCGUGGUGAGCCUGGAGGAGCCGGAGCUGCGCCUGGAGCACUGCAUCGAGUUCGUGGUGCGUGGCAACCCUCCGCCCACGCUCCACUGGCUGCACAACGGACAGCCGCUGCGGGAGUCCAAGAUCACCCACGUGGAGUACUACCAGGAGGGCGAGCUGUCCGAGGGCUGCCUGCUCUUCAACAAGCCCACCCACUACAACAACGGCAACUACACGCUCAUUGCCAAAAACCCGCUGGGCACAGCCAACCAGACCAUCAACGGCCACUUCCUCAAGGAGCCCUUCCCGGAGAGCACGGAUAACUUUGUCUCUAUUUACGACGUGAGUCCCACACCCAUCACUGUGACCCACAAACCGGAGGAAGACACUUUUGGGGUGUCCAUAGCGGUGGGACUUGCUGCUUUUGCCUGCGUCCUGUUGGUGGUUCUCUUUAUCAUGAUCAACAAGUAUGGUCGACGGUCCAAAUUUGGAAUGAAGGGGCCUGUGGCUGUCAUCAGUGGUGAGGAGGACUCAGCCAGCCCGCUGCACCACAUCAACCAUGGCAUCACCACGCCCUCAUCGUUGGAUGCCGGGCCAGACACGGUGGUCAUCGGCAUGACCCGCAUCCCGGUCAUUGAGAACCCCCAGUACUUCCGUCAGGGACACAGCUGCCACAAGCCAGACACGU
Messenger RNA from Leptonychotes weddellii (Weddell seal), 1334 nucleotides. NCBI's taxonomy places the organism in Eukaryota, Metazoa, Chordata, Mammalia, Carnivora, Phocidae. The record is from RefSeq and is a predicted model, not a curated record.